AUGAGCCGUUGGAAUUUGAAAAUUGACUUUUGUCAUGUUUCGGAAAAGGAGCCUGAUUACAAGAUUCAGUUGGAGCAGUUAUUGAACAGAUACGCUGCAGUUUUCAAAUGCGAAUUGGGUUGUUUCAAACAUAGCAAGGUGCAUCUGUCUUUAAAGGAUGAAACAGUUCCGAAGUUUUGUAAGCCCAGAAAAGUUCCAUUCGCAUUCAAGGAGAAAGUGGAAGCGGAACUUAACCGGCUAGAAGAAUUGGGCAUUAUAUCUGUGGCGCCAUCAUCAGAAGCCGAAUGGGGCACACCGCUGGUCCCUGUUCUUAAGAAGGAUUCAUCAUUGAGACUGUGUGCAGACUAUCGUAUCACUGUCAAUCCGUUUCUGGUGGACAAUCAUCAUCCAUUCCCGGUUAUUGACGAGAUUUUUGUGGCACUGCAGGGUGGAAAAUAUUUUUCGAAACUUGACCUAAAGAACGCGUAUUACCAAUUGGAGGUGGAUGAUGAAUCAAGAAAGUUAUUGGCCUGGUGA
Messenger RNA from Wyeomyia smithii (pitcher-plant mosquito), 516 nucleotides. RefSeq lists its product as uncharacterized. Lineage: Eukaryota; Metazoa; Arthropoda; Insecta; Diptera; Culicidae. Bases 1 to 516 code for a protein of 171 amino acids. The transcript has a single exon. The record is from RefSeq and is a predicted model, not a curated record.